Messenger RNA from Vombatus ursinus (common wombat), 2509 nucleotides. RefSeq names its product zinc finger protein OZF-like. The transcript has 4 exons. Gene Ontology annotation, molecular function: RNA polymerase II transcription regulatory region sequence-specific DNA binding; DNA-binding transcription factor activity, RNA polymerase II-specific. The record is from RefSeq and is a predicted model, not a curated record. Bases 320 to 1885 code for a protein of 521 amino acids. Gene Ontology annotation, biological process: regulation of cytokine production; negative regulation of transcription by RNA polymerase II; regulation of immune system process. NCBI's taxonomy places the organism in Eukaryota, Metazoa, Chordata, Mammalia, Diprotodontia, Vombatidae. Gene Ontology annotation, cellular component: nucleus.
CUUUGCUGGGAAUCUGUGCCAAAGAAUUGCAAGGAUCUAAUCUCAUUUGAAAGAUUUGUGCUAUGGAUAUUGGAUUGGAGGGAAAGAGACUAGAAGAGGUAUGCCAGAUAAGGAACCUGAGGCACCGCUGUCCACAAGGUCAAACACCAAGUAAAUUUCUGAGGUGGGGUUUGAACCCAGUCUUCCGGACUUCAAGUCAAGCACCCUAUUAUCCUGCUAUGUCAAGCUGUGUAUUCACAUAUUCUUCCAGAGAUGAUGACUCUUAACUACUUACCCUCCUACCUUCAUUGGGGUUUCUCAUGUUCCCAGAAGAUUGCUAAUGAAACCUGCAGGAGACAACAAUGAGAAGGAAGAGGAAAAUUUUCAACAAGAAAAUCCAGAAAAUGGGGAAGUAGACGCAGUGCCUUCGGAAUGGUACAAAAGAGACAUUUCCCUUCAUCCUAAAUUGGGGAGGGAGUGUGAGAACGAACCAAGAUUCCCUGAUCAGAAAAGGGUAGGUAUGUCUAUACCUCAAGAAAAGAGAUUUAUAAGUCUUUUGAUUACUAUUGAAAAUUCUACUCAAUUUGAAGAACUUUCCCACUUUGUAGGAACUAGAAUCUCUUGUCUCCAAGAACAGGCAGCACCAACAUGCUUUAAAUGUCUCCUGUGUGAUAAAGCCUUUAUCAAAAGAUCAUACCUUAUGUCACACCAGAGAAGCCACAAGAGAACGAAACCCUAUAAAUGCACUGUCUGUGAGAAAAACUUCAAUAAGAAGUCAAAUCUCAGUGCUCAUGAGAAAGUCCAUACAGGGGAAAAGCCAUAUAAAUGUGAUGCUUGUGGGAAAAACUUUGCUCAGAGAUCCAACCUUGUUUCACAUGUGAAAAUACAUAAGAAAUCCCAAACAUAUGAAUGUGCUAAUUGGGGGGAAAACUUCAGUCGAAGAACACAUCUCAUUCACCAUGAGACCAUCCACCUCGUAGACAAUACUAAUAAAUGUGAGAAGUGUGGGAAAAGCUUCAUUUGUAAAUCAAAAUUUAUACAGCAUCAGAGAACCCAUACAGGGGAAAGACCCUACAAGUGUCCAACAUGUGAUAAAAGAUUUAGUCAGAAAUCAGACGUUUUAAUUCACCAGAUAAUUCAUACUGGAGAGAAACCUCAUAAAUGUACUGAGUGUGGCAAAAGUUUCACUCAGAAAACAAAUCUUGCUAGGCAUAAGAAAACACAUUCAGGACAGAAACCCUAUAAGUGCAUUGACUGUGUGAAAAGUUUUGGUAGGGUUUCACACCUUAUUACACAUCAGAAAAUCCACACAGGAGAGAAACCCCAUAAAUGUAAUCAGUGUGGCAAAAAAUUCAUUUGGAACUCAGAUCUGAUACACCAUCAGAAAAUUCAUACUGAAGAAAAACCUUAUAAAUGUUUCAUAUGUAAGAAAAGAUUCACUAAGAAUUCAAAUCUUGCUGCCCAUCAUAAAAUUCAUACAGGAGAGAGGGCCCAUAAAUGUAACAAUUGUGAAAAGAGCUUCAGUCGGAGCUCACAUCUACUUACACACCAGAGAAUCCAUACUGGAGAAAAACCUUAUAAAUGUUUCAUGUGUGAGAAGAAGUUCAACUGCAGUUCAAACCUCAUUACUCAUCAGAGAAUACAUACAGGAGAAAAGCCAUAUAAAUGCACAAUGUGUGAGAAAAGUUUUAGUCGCAGCUCAGACCUUGUUAAUCAUGAGAGAACCCACACAGGAAUAAAACCAUUUAAGUGUGCUAUAUGUAAGAAAAGCUUCAGUCGAAGUUCUCACUUGAUAACUCACCAGAGAAUCCACACAGGAGACAAACCCUUCAAAUGUGUAAAGUGUGGGAAAUGUUUCAGUGAUAAAUCAUACUUCAGUUACCAUCAAAAAAUUCACGUGCAUUAGGACUGAAGAAGUGAAGACUAUGUUCUUUAAGUUGGCAGAAGUUACUAAGAUAAAUGGAACAAACCAGAAACUCAGUGAACAAGAUUAGGAUCUGAAGACUGAAUGGUUUGGGAAAUGUAAAGAUGAAGUUUAAUGUUCAGUUGUAAAAACAAAUGUUUUUUAUUUGUAUUGGUGUUAGUCAAAAGAUGAAUUGUUCAAAGUUAAUGACACCAGCCUGAAAAAAAAGAUGCAAUAACUGCCUUUCAUUAUUAAUUCCCACAAAGUUGUUUUAUUCCUCACCCUUUAAUGCCUUUGUGUUUUUUAUGGUUGUGUUGUGGGAUGCAUAGGCAAAGAAGCAUUGGGAUUGAAAAGAAUAAGUUUCUUAAGUUGGCUGAGAAUACCGAUUAAGUUGGAAAUAGAACUUUGGUGAACAAGAUUAGAAUUUGAAGACAGUGCUUUGGGCAGUAGAAAAAUAAAGCUUAAAGUUCAGAUUUAUGAAUAAAUUUUAUAUUUGUGUUGGCUGGUCAAAACAUCUGAUGGAUUUUUCAAGGUAAAUGAUACUAGCUUAGUGAGAAAAACUAAAGGGGCUAAGUUUUGUCAUUGACCCCCACAAUUAAAAUUGUUCCAUUAUCCUUUGAAUACAAU